AUGCCGCAAGGUGAGGGUUCAGACAGACUCGGCCACAGCAGCCCAGCUCAUCCAGGAGGCAACACCAGGCCACAUUCAUUUUGUUCAGGUGGCCACGAUCCGAGAGCUCCUAGCUAG
Linum tenue is the source of this 117-nucleotide messenger RNA. The record is from the annotation of a GenBank genome assembly. Lineage: Eukaryota; Viridiplantae; Streptophyta; Magnoliopsida; Malpighiales; Linaceae.